AUGUCUCCACCUCGCCCACCUCCCAAGCAAUUUGAGGCUGGAAAUGAGAUUGGUACUCUCGUCAUCGUCGUUGAUCGUGCCCGCAAUCUGGUUGACAAGCAGCGUAUAGGCAAGCAAUCUCCAUACGUUACACUAAGAAUUCCCUCUUCACCCGUUCCUACCAAGCGUACACAGACGAUCAACCGCGGUGGCCAAGCGCCUGAAUGGGAUGCUGAGUUGCGCUUUCCCAUCAUGUCUGAACUCGAGGAUUCGAUGGGUAGAAGGUCUUCCAGCGCGUCAACGGCUUCUACCAAGAGUAUGUCUGUCGUAUGCUGGGCUGAUGAUAGCAGGGAUCCGACCAAGGUCGGUGAGGCUUUCGUCGAUCUCACGCGUUCACUUACCAAAGGCGAGGAUGACUUAUGGGUUCCCCUCACUCUCGAUUCGAAAGACGGCGGCAAAUAUCGCGGCGAAGUGCGUCUUGAAUUGACCUUUUUCUCAAAUGCCUCUCCACCGCCUAAAAAGUACCCAACGAAGCCAGCCACGCAAUCUCUCGCAACUCCUACGAGACCACCUGCCAAACGAGCUCCAAGGCUGUCAGCCCCAGGCGAGAGACAGCCAACGAGCAGCAGCAGCGGCAAUAACAAUGGUAAUAUGAGUGGCAGCAUCGCCACCACCACAAGCACCAGCACCGCCAAUCUCGGUCAUCCCACGUCGUUGCGUCCUGGUCAUCCUGCCACUAUCCCCCAAUCAUUGCGGACCAGACAAUCGCUGUCGAACAUGUCACUCUACAGACCUGAUUAUAUAGACGGAGGUGAGUUGCGCAUUCCGUCUCCUUUGCCAUCGCCGCAGCCAGAAAACAUUCCAGCAAGCACAAGUCCAAUCAGACAGCCUUCUCCUAAUACAUACGCUAUCCAACCCGUCUACCAGGAGCAGCCUUUGAACAGCCAUCAGGAGCACUAUCAGCAGCCCCUCUAUCAAGUCUCGCCGGGUCAUUCACCUAUACCACAAGUGUCUCAAGUGCAGCCAUUACAAUCAUCACAAACAUCACAGCCGUCGCAGCCUUCGCAGCCAUUGCCCCAACCUCCACAAGCUCCACUGCAACAAGUGCAACUACAGCAAAUGCAACAGAUGCAGAUGCCACCAAUGCAACAAGCUACACCAGUCACACCCAUCCCACCUCCCCGCACAUCGCCAAUACCGCCCGUUUCACAAAUGCCACCACAAGGUCCUCAAGGUCCUCAAUUCCCUCAAGUGUCGCAGCAGAUACCAAUCGUAGGACAGUCGCCGGUUUUUGCCCAAUACCCGUCUCAGUAUGGAGCACCACUACCUGUUUCUGCCAGUGCCCCUCCACCAGCGCAAGCACAAGCACCGGCACCUCAAGGCAGCUGGUCACCCUGGCAAAAUCCCUCGGACGUGCAAUAUAGCGGCGCUCAUGCUAUGUAUGCGCAGCAGCAACCGUCGCCAAUGUCGCAGCCACCACAACCGUCACAACAAUCACAGCCAUCCCGCCCACUGCCAAGCGCGCCAGCAAUUCAAUCGCCCUUCCCUCAAUAUCCACCACCGGGGGCACCGACACAACCACCUCAAGUACCUCAGCCACCACCAUCUAAUGUGGUCUACGCUCCACCACCACCGACAGUACCGCAACAACCCGUGCAGAUGUAUCCUAACUACCCACCUCCCCCGAUUGGUGGUAUGUAUGGGGCUUAUAAUGGGUAUGAUACGGGACAGAUACAAGCGCAAGCACAUUCGCACACGCAUAUACAACACUAG
This is a messenger RNA of Wallemia ichthyophaga EXF-994, 1752 nucleotides long. Its product is annotated as Ingression protein fic1. The coding region runs from base 1 to 1752 and encodes 583 amino acids. The transcript is spliced from 3 exons. The record is from RefSeq and is a predicted model, not a curated record. NCBI's taxonomy places the organism in Eukaryota, Fungi, Basidiomycota, Wallemiomycetes, Wallemiales, Wallemiaceae.